Molecule: messenger RNA, 2032 nt
Organism: Populus euphratica (Euphrates poplar)
Lineage: Eukaryota; Viridiplantae; Streptophyta; Magnoliopsida; Malpighiales; Salicaceae
Product: vacuolar-sorting receptor 1-like
Exons: 11
Coding region: 37-1635 (532 amino acids)
Molecular function (GO): calcium ion binding
Source: RefSeq, a predicted model, not a curated record
UCAUGUUCUUAUCAUCUGCCUGUAGAUGUAUCUAAAAUGUAUAUUUUUGCAGAUUGUUACUUUACCUUGAAGGCAUGGAAUGCACAGAACGGUGGAGCAGCAGCUAUUCUUGUAGCAGAUGACAAGGUUGAACCACUGAUUACCAUGGACAACCCUGAAGAAGAUGAUGCAGAUGCUGCUUAUCUGCAGAACAUCACUAUCCCCUCAGCACUUAUUAGCAAGUCCUUGGGUGACAGUAUCAAGAAAGCUCUAUCUGAUGGAGAGAUGGUUAACAUGAAUCUUGAUUGGACAGAGUCUCUUCCACAUCCUGAUGAACGGGUUGAGUACGAGUUCUGGACAAAUAGCAAUGAUGCGUGCGGGCCAAAAUGUGACAGUCAGAUUGAGUUUGUCAAGAACUUCAAAGGUGCAGCUCAGAUACUCGAGCAGAAGGGUUACACACAGUUCACCCCUCACUACAUAACAUGGUAUUGCCCAGCGGCAUUCAUUCUGAGCAAACAAUGCAAAUCCCAGUGCAUCAACCAUGGGAGGUACUGUGCUCCAGAUCCUGAGCAGGAUUUUAGCAAAGGGUAUGAUGGAAAAGAUGUUGUAGUACAGAAUCUACGCCAAGCUUGCUUUUAUAAAGUGGCCAGUGAAAGUAAAAAGCCAUGGCUUUGGUGGGACUAUGUGACUGAUUUUUCAAUCCGUUGCCCAAUGAAGGACAAGAAAUACACCAAAGAGUGUGCAGAUCAAGUUAUCCAAUCCCUUGGUGUUGAUCUUAAGAAGAUAGAUAAAUGCAUAGGAGACCCUGAGGCAGAUGUGGAUAAUGAAGUUCUUAAAGCUGAACAAGAUACACAGAUCGGAAAAGGGUCUCGAGGAGACGUGACUAUACUUCCAACUCUUGUAGUAAACAACAGGCAAUAUAGAGGUAAGUUGGAUAAAGGAGCUGUUCUUAAGGCGAUAUGUGCGGGUUUUGAAGAGACCACGGAGCCAUCCAUAUGCUUAAGUGAAGAUGUAGAAACCAACGAGUGUCUAGAAAACAAUGGUGGGUGCUGGCAGGACAAGGCUACUAACCUUACUGCAUGCAAGGAUACUUUUCGGGGUAGAGUAUGUGAAUGUCCUGUGGUUCAGGGGGUGAAGUUUGUUGGUGAUGGUUAUACUCGCUGUGAAGCUUCAGGUUCUUUACGUUGUGAAAUUAACAAUGGAGGAUGCUGGAAGAGAACUCAAGAUGGCAGGACCUUUUCUGCUUGUGUUGAAGAUCAUUCUCAAGGUUGCAAGUGUCCUCCAGGAUUCAAGGGUGAUGGAGUAAAUUCCUGUGAAGAUGUGGAUGAAUGCAAAGACAAGCUGGCCUGCCAGUGUUCAGAAUGCAAAUGCAAAAAUACCUGGGGCAGUUAUGACUGCAGUUGCAGUGGUGGUUUAUUGUAUAUGCGAGAACAUGACGCGUGCAUAAGUAAAGCUGCUGACACAAAGUACAGCUGGAGCUUUGUUUGGAUUAUUAUUCUUGGCCUGGCUGCUGCUGGUGUUGCUGGAUAUGCAAUUUACAAGUACAGAAUCCGGAGAUACAUGGAUUCAGAGAUACGGGCUAUCAUGGCACAGUAUAUGCCAUUGGAUAGUCAAGCAGACAUCCCUGUUCAUCAUGCUCCCCGUGGGGACAUCUGAAGGUGAGCUAGUGAGAUGAUGUGCUGAGGCAUCGACUAAAGAAGCAGCAUCUCUAAAUUUCGAAGUGACCUAUCAGCUUCGAUUUGGCUUGUAGCUAUUUCAGCCAGCACGCUCCCAUUUAGUCACACUCGUAUAUGUAAAUUAAUAUUACAAGUUCUGCAUGUAAUUCCAUGGAACGCAGCAAAUUUUCAAUUCAAUGUAAGAGGCGUUAUGGGAUUCAAAAUUUUAGGCCAUCUUGGUUGCAUUCCAGUUUCAUGCUGCCUAGGUUAUCAAGGAUUUUUCCCUAGUUUCUAAAACUAAUUCAAGCUGUCCUAGUUGAGAGUGAUCAUAAGCCCUGUGAAGGUGGGCAUUUUACAUUGUAUGGCUUGGAUCUUAAUAAUAACUGUUUUUAGAUCAA